UAAAACUUUACCGCUUUAAGGACAGGAGACGAGACGAGUGAAUGGGUGGAGUGAACGGAGGAGGAUCCGCGGUGAAGCGCAAGGAAGUGGCUGCAAAACCAUAGAGAGGCGAAUUAGCCGCUCUGGCACGCGAAAGAGAACGGGAUAUAAACAAAGCAGUUUGAAAGCAGGAAGUAUUAAAGGAGCACUUAAAAAAGAGUGUACUGUGUGAAAAGAUGUGUGGCUGAAGUAAUAAGUUAAAGGUGAAGACAGUCUAGACCAGCCUCAUUUUUACCAAGUGCUGAGUGAGAAAAUAAAUGGCGACCGGUAGAGGAAAGACGCAAGCGAAAGAGAAAGGAGGUGUAAUUGAGGAAAUAACAGGUGGCAGGAGGGGAUCGGAAUCGGCCCCGAAAAUGGAGACACUGUAUGAUAUGAUUUCUGCUAUGCAACAGAAUAUUGUGACGCUACAACAAGAUAUGCAAAGUAACUUUAAGGAAAUUAAACAAGAAAUAGCGCAAGUUAAAAAACUGGAAGAAGCGGUCCUAGCUACAAAGCAAGACUUGACGGAAGUUAAAGAACAAAUGGUUACAAUAGGAGAAAGAAUGGAUGAAAAAGAUAAACGUAUAGAAGCUUUGGAGGAGAAAAUAAUGUUAAUGGAGUUAAGAAGCAAAGAAAAAAAUAUACGGAUUAGAGGAUUAAAAGAAGAAAGAUCAGAAGAACUGGAAAAGAGGAUAAUAGCUGAAUUGGCCAAGUUUAUUGAGUAUGAUGCUGAAGAAUUAGAAGCAGAAAUAGACUCAAUUUUCAGAGUCAACUCAAAAUUUGCCAGAGAGAAUAAUGUUCCCAGGGACAUCAUUGUGACCUUUCUCAAAAAAGAAACAAGGGACGCGCUACUAAGAGAACAAGCAAAGCAGAAAUUGAGAAUUGAGAAUCAAGAAUUGACAUUGUUAAAAGAAAUACCGAUUGCCAUACGGAGAAGACGGAAAAAAUAUACCCCCCUGACUGAAACCCUCAAGAAGAAGAACAUUCUCUACCGAUGGGAAGUGAUAGAAGGACUAUCCUUCACUUACAAAAGUAAAAAUUGGACUAUAAAUACUGAAGAGAAAAUGAAGGACUUCAUGCAGAAGAAUAAAAAAGAACUGACAAAAUGAGACAUAGAAUAUCCAGCUAAACCAAUGCGGAAGUUAAAGUUGUAAAGAGAGAAGGAACUAACCAAGCAUUUUGUUUAUAGACCUGGAAAAGUUGCUUGGUAGAA
Sphaerodactylus townsendi is the source of this 1231-nucleotide messenger RNA. RefSeq lists its product as uncharacterized. The record is from RefSeq and is a predicted model, not a curated record. Lineage: Eukaryota; Metazoa; Chordata; Lepidosauria; Squamata; Sphaerodactylidae. Bases 297 to 1127 code for a protein of 276 amino acids. The transcript has 2 exons.